Molecule: messenger RNA, 1260 nt
Organism: Plectropomus leopardus (leopard coralgrouper)
Lineage: Eukaryota; Metazoa; Chordata; Actinopteri; Perciformes; Serranidae
Gene: anapc15
Product: anaphase promoting complex subunit 15
Biological process (GO): regulation of mitotic cell cycle spindle assembly checkpoint
Cellular component (GO): anaphase-promoting complex
Source: RefSeq, a predicted model, not a curated record
ACGCCGGUGGCUUCCGGUUAGAUUUGUUUUGAAAUUUUUCUGAGCUGGGGCGACACAUUGUCAGACAUGUCCACGCUGUUCCCCUCUCUCUUCCCCCGGAUAACGGAGUCUCUGUGGUUCAACCUUGAUCGACCCUGCGUGGACGAAACCGAGCUCCAUCAACAGGAGCAGCAACACCAAACCUGGCUGCAGAGCAUUGCAGAGAAAGACAACAACCUGAUGCCCAUUGGGAAACCUAUUUUUGAUGGGGGAUACGAGGAAGAGGAAGAGGAGGACGAUGAGGAUGAGGAGGACAGUGAGGAAGACUCGGAAGAUGAAGAAGACAUGCAGGACAUGGAUGAGAUGAACGACUACAACGAGUCACCAGAUGAUGGCGAGAUCAAUGAGGUGGACAUGGAGGGACCAGAUCAAGACCAAGACCAAUGGAUGAUUUGAGACAAAAGACAAUUUUAGUCUCCAUCAAGCUGACAUUCAUUGGAUUUCUACUCCACGUGUUAAAAUGACUGCUGCCCCUACAGUCUGUGACACAGGUGUAUUAUUUAAUUGUGUAAAUAGGAAAAGUGUUGAAUCAAAGCUUACAUUAUCAUGUCUUUCAGCAGGACGUUUGGUGAAUCCGGUUUCAUUAGACGUCUAUUUCAAGCUGCAGUUGGGCUUUGAAGGCCCUGGAAGUUGUUGGAAAUUGGCUGUGAGUGUUGCUACCUCACACGUGCGUGCGCACACACACACACACACACACACACACACACGCACGCAUGCACACACACACGGUUCUGCUGUUUUGUAACUAGUCAGACACACAGCAGUGGGCAUCAUUUAAACUUCGACCUUGUCAUAUCUUCAGUCAUGUGCCAGUUCUCUGAGGGCCUCCAAAGAGCUGACUGAGCACAAACAAAGAGUUUAGUCAGCUAAAUAAUUUGUUACCUAUGAGAGAGAGUGACAGAUAUUUCACCACGUAAUACACUUCUGUUUCAAAGCAUUGUUUGAGCUGUUAAUUUCUUGUUACAGAUAUAUUUCCAGUGGAAUCUAAAAAAAAAAUGCUUGUGACAUUGUGUUAUGUUCAGACAGUUCACCAGUUUUGAUGGAAAUGUUGAUAUUUUAUAUUUUUUUAAUAUCUGUGUCAAAGGUAAAAGCAGCUAUUAAUUUUGAAGAAUGUCAGCCGAAAUAUGAAUACACACAGUGUUCAUUCAAAUACUUGGUCGUUUGUAUGGAAGUGAACAGAAGCCUUUGCGUUUUGUAUUAAAUUAAAUCAUUUUGAUGAGA